AUGUCCCCUCCGUUUGAUGUUCUUUUAGAGCUUCCAGGCCUCAUCCAACCUCAUGCGACCAACAGAAAGCUAUAUCUGAGAGUGGUGCUAGUAGUACAUAGGCCAAUAGAAAUUGACACCUUUACUUUGAAUAUCAAAGGUGUUUCGAAGUUGACGUCCAGAGGUGGCAAGGUCGAUAAAGAAGAAGUGUUCGCCACGGGCACAUCCAAUCUCUUGACUGGAAGAGAGACAACAUACGACGAAGGUACUUACACUUUUGAAUCCACGUUUAUGUUUGCAGACAUAAGAACAUUUCUUCCCUCCCAGCAGCUUCAAAUGCCAGAUGGAGUGGUUUCCACUUUUGAGUACGUGCUCAGGGCAACCUGUAAGACGGUUGAUGAAGUCGAGAUGGAGGUGGUAAGGCCCGUACAAAUCAGACCAGCCUUGCAAGACUUGCUGUUGGAUACCGAAUUUUUUGCAUCCACCGAAACUCGUCCACCUUGUGUCUCGACAGAAUUCACUCGUACACUUGGUAAGGCCAAGAGGGACAACAUAAUCACCAGAGCCAUCACAGAUGUGCCUUUCCGGAUUGAAUUCGCUUACAACCGCAAGUAUCCAGACCUCCAGUUCACUUCUACAGAUAAUGUCUACUAUCAAAAGGAGAACUUGGCUGACUUCAUUGACGUCUACAUCUAUACUCCAUUUUCAAAAGCUACCAUUAUGAAGCUGUAUCACGGGAAACGUUGGAGAAAGACAGCAUUGUUGGCUCCUACCUUGAAGCUACUGAUGAGCGAUGUGAAUUUGAAGCAGCGGUUUGUACGUGAAGGUAAGACUGUUGAGGGACACUCGCUUGUGUACCCAUUGCUUGAGCGUGAAAACUACAUGGCCGUUGGCCUUGAAAAGUUUGAGGAAGUCAAGAGGACUUUUCCAUGGACCAACGUCAAACAACAAGGUCUUCUUACGGACUAUGAGUACCGUUUUAAGCUUCCUAAUCGGUUGUUGAGAUGUUGUCUUGAUACACUGGCCCAAUCGUACUACAAUAAGCUUUUGAGUCUGUACAUUACGCUAUUCAUCAAGUUUGAAAUCUCCUUCUUGCCUGACCUUCCAGACCAGCUGAUUGAAUUGGAAAGCCGGAUUCUCUUGUUGCCACAAGACAGAAAGAGACUUAGGCAGAUUGAGGAGGAACGUGGCAUUCGGUGGUAUGAUACUGAAAGACCAACGGUGUUGCCUCCGUACACGAAGGAUGAUGAAAAGAGAAGUGAUCAGUUUUGGUAA
Messenger RNA from Candidozyma haemuli, 1254 nucleotides. RefSeq lists its product as uncharacterized. The coding region runs from base 1 to 1254 and encodes 417 amino acids. The transcript has a single exon. The record is from RefSeq and is a predicted model, not a curated record. NCBI's taxonomy places the organism in Eukaryota, Fungi, Ascomycota, Pichiomycetes, Serinales, Metschnikowiaceae.